AUGAUGAAUAAUGAUCUAAAGCUAGAAUUCUCGUUGUUUGAAUCCUUUCUUCGCACUCAAGCUCUUCUUGGCAUUGUCAAUGGAGCUGUCCAACCACCUGCUGAGAAGAUUCUCAUUCGCAACAACAAUAAUGGCAGAACCGAAGACGUACUCAACCCAGAUUUUGAGAGCUGGUCCAGAUCUGACCAAGUUGUCAAGGCGUGGCUGCUUGGCUCCAUGACUGAGAACGUUCUGCGAUUGGUGGUCGGUUCUGCAACUGCUCAAGAGAUAAAAGAAUGUCAGAUUACCUUAGGAAUCAAGGAUAUUUGUGAUCAGCUAGCUUCUAUAGGAGAUCCGGUUAGUGAGAAAAAGAAGAUCUUUGCAGCUUUAAGAAGCUUAGGUCGUGAGUAUGAGCCGAUUAACACUGUUAUUGAGUUCUCAAUGGAUCGAUUGCCUGCACCUACCUACGACAAUGUGAUAUCUUGUCUUACCGGAUAUGAUGACAGACUCCAAGGUUACUCUGUUUCUGCUGAUGUCUCACCACACUUGGCCUUCAACACUACGAGGUCGUCUAACUACUCUCACAGAGGACGUGGAAACAGAGGCAGAGGACGCGGCAGUUACUCCACCAGAGGUCGUGGCUUUCACAAACAAUUUUCAUCCUCCGCAAGCUCACCUCGACCUUUCAGCACAAGUGAGAAGCCAUUCUGUCAAAUCUGUGGGAAACGAGGACACAAUGCUUUCGAGUGUUGGUACAGGUUUGAUGAAGAAUAUCAACAACCAUCUCAACCUGCAAUCAAUGCAGCAGCUUUCUCGGCUCUCCACAUCACCGAUGUCAUAGAGGACAACAGUUGGUACCAGAUUAAGAUGCAACGACUCAUAUCACUAGCUCCGUUCAACGCCUCCAACAAACUCAACCAUACCAUGGGACUGACAUGGUAA
Messenger RNA from Camelina sativa (false flax), 921 nucleotides. Lineage: Eukaryota; Viridiplantae; Streptophyta; Magnoliopsida; Brassicales; Brassicaceae. The record is from RefSeq and is a predicted model, not a curated record.